Molecule: messenger RNA, 2625 nt
Organism: Chironomus riparius
Lineage: Eukaryota; Metazoa; Arthropoda; Insecta; Diptera; Chironomidae
Source: the annotation of a GenBank genome assembly
ACCCUAUAUCGUAGUUUGAAGAAUCAUUAUUGUGAAAAAAAAUUAAUUCUUAAUUAAAUAACUAGUUAAAAACGAGUUUUAAAGAUAAAAUGAAUCGAAGACGUCCUUAUCAAGAUGAUGACGAAUAUGAACGAAGACCAAAAAGACGCCGAGUUUCAGAUAAUCAGGAAAUUGAGGAUCGUCUUGAAAGUUUGAUUCUAAGAGUUGGUGAGAAGACAACAUCAAGUUUAGAAUCGAAUUUGGAAGGAUUAGUUGCUGUUUUAGAAGCUGAUUUAGGGACAUUUAGAAACAAGAUCCUUCGAAUUCUAUCUGAUUGUGCUGUAAAACUUCCAGAAAAAUGCACAAUCUAUUCUACAUUAGUGGGCUUACUAAAUGCCAAGAACUACAACUUUGGAGGUGAAUUCGUCGAUCAUAUGGUGAAAAAUUUUAAGGAUAGCCUCAAAAACUGCAAAUGGGAUGCAGCUAGAUAUUCUCUUCGGUUCCUGUCUGAUCUUGUUAAUUGCAAUGUAAUUUCUGCAACGUCAUUAUUGCAAUUAUUAGAAUCGAUGGUUGAUGCAAGUACUGAUGAUACAGUUCCACAAGUUCGUCGUGAUUGGUAUGUAUUCUCAGUUCUAUCAACUUUGCCUUGGGUUGGACGUGAUCUUUAUGAAAAGAAGGAAUCAGCACUUGAAAAUUUACUUGUUCGUAUCGAAAUAUUCUUAAAUAAGCGAACUAAGAAGCAUCAUAAUGCAUUAAGAGUUUGGUCAGUUGAUACUCCACAUCCACAAGAAGAAUAUUUGGAUUGUUUAUGGGCACAAAUAAGAAAACUUCGUAAUGAAUCUUGGGCUGAAAAGUACAUUCCAAGACCAUACUUGGCGUUUGAUUCUAUUUUGUGUGAAGCCUUACAGCACUCAUUGCCACAAAUAAUUCCACCACCACAUCAUGAAAGCUACGUAUAUCCAAUGCCAUGGGUCGUUUAUCGUAUGUUUGAUUAUACUGACUGUCCAGACGGUCCAAUUUUGCCUGGUGCACAUUCAAUUGAACGAUUCUUAAUUGAAGAACAUUUGCAUUCAAUCAUUGAGACUCAUAAUCUUGAAAGGAAGGACUGUGCAAGUCAUUUAUUGAGCUUUCCUUAUAAGAGUAAAAUUCCAUUGGAAUAUUGCAUUGUCGAAGUCAUUUUCAGUGAAUUAUUUCACAUGCCGUCACCAAGAUAUCUCGAAAUUUGUUAUGGAUCAAUUUUAAUUGAAUUGUGCAAGUUACAGCCAUCGACAAUGCCUCAAGUUUUGGCUCAAGCAACUGAAAUCUUGUUUAUGAGAAUUGAUUCUAUGAAUACAUCAUGCUUUGAUCGUUUUGUUAAUUGGUUCUCAUACCAUUUGAGUAACUUCCAGUUCCGAUGGUCAUGGGAUGAUUGGGAUAGCUGCUUAUUUUUGGAACCAGAACAUCCAAGACCAAAAUUCAUUCAAGAAGUUUUGCUGAAAUGUUUAAGAUUGUCUUAUUAUCAACGUGUUAAGGACAUGAUGCCUGAAGCUUAUGAAAAGUUACUUCCACCAAUUACACAGCCUGAUUAUAAAUAUACGUCUGAAAAUGCUGCAUCAUUAUUAGGCACAGCUACAGCUCACAAAUUGGUCGUUGCUAUUCGUCAAAAGUGCACACCGGAAGAAAUUUUGAAUGAAUUGAAAGAUUUGCCAAAUCCACGCGACACAGAAAAUGACAUGAUUGAGACGACAUUCAAUCCAUUGAAAAUUGAUGUAUUUACACAGACAUUAUUGAAUUUGGGCUCAAAGAGUUUCUCACACACAUUUGCUGCUAUUUCUAAAUUUCAUUAUGUCUUCAAACAACUUGCUGAUUCGGAAGAAGCUCAAAUUUGCUUAUUAAACAAUGUCUUUGAAUUGUGGCAUGAUCAUCAACAAAUGAUGGUAGUUAUUGUCGAUAAACUGUUAAAGACACAAAUUGUCGAGUGCUCAUCCGUUGCAACUUGGGUAUUUUCAAAGGAAAUGUCUGUUGAAUUCACUAAAAUGUAUUUGUGGGAAAUUCUUCAUUUAACGAUCAAGAAAAUGAACAAGCACGUCAUGAAAUUGAGUGCUGAAUUGAAUGAAGCAAAAGAUAAGCUGUCUAGAGAUGUUGAAUCUUCAUCAAGCGAUGACUCUGACACUGAAACAUCCACUAAAAAGAAGAAGGAUGAAAAUGUUGAAAGACCCACUGAAGAGGCCGUUGAAAAGAUGGAAGAAAAAUUGGAAGCAGCAUACGGUGAUCAAAAGAGGAUUUUCCUCAUCAUCUUCCAGCGCUUCAUUAUGAUUUUGUCAGAACAUUUAGUCAAAUGUGACACUGACGGCAGAGAUUUUAACACUGAUUGGUACCGUUGGACUAUUGGACGUCUUCAACAAGUUUUCCUUCUCCACCACGAGCAAGUCCAAAAAUAUUCAACAACAUUGGAAAGUCUGCUGUUCACACAAGUCGAUUCUCAUAUUUUAGACGUAUUCUCGCAGUUUGUUGCACUUACAAAGUAAACUUCUAGGCACUAUUAUAAUCAAAUUAAAUAACAAUAAUAACAAUACAAUAUAUUAAAUAAUGGAAGUGAACUGUAAUAAUUAGAAGAGCUGUAAUCGAAGAUUAAUAAAAACUUAUUUUGGGUCAAUCACAAAGUAA